Molecule: messenger RNA, 645 nt
Organism: Drosophila persimilis
Lineage: Eukaryota; Metazoa; Arthropoda; Insecta; Diptera; Drosophilidae
Product: ras GTPase-activating protein 1-like
Exons: 3
Coding region: 30-320 (96 amino acids)
Source: RefSeq, a predicted model, not a curated record
CAAUCUAUCUAUUUUUUAAGGAACAAUACAUGGAGGUUGUAAAUCCGUUUAUACUAAAAAAUAAGGAGCGUAUGAUAGUAUUCUUGGAUCAGCUUUCUUUGUGUUCUGAAUCGAAUACACCGUUGGGAAUGUUUGUCGAACAAAGUAUAAAUCAUAAUGCACAAGACACCGGACGAGAGCUAGCUACAUUGCAUCACAUCUGUGUAUCGUAUUUGCCAGAACUUCAGGAGCUAUCGAAUAUACUCUCAAUCAAGAAGCUCGUCACAGUCACGGAUAUGUUGACCAAGCAUAAGCUGAAAUAUCGCGAGAUGAUCAGCUAAACCUCGAGUGAAUCAGAGCGAAACUAGCACUACCGUGGCAACUGCCGUUGCAAUACAGCUCUCAGUUCUAAAUCUUGAAAUAUGUGCACGUGCUAAAUUAUGCAGUGGAUUUAAUACAAAAAGUUAUAAACAUUCUUUCUAUAUACAUAUAAGCCGUAUAUUAAAUAUAACCAUAUAUGUAAGGUAAUACAUAAAUAUAACAUUAAUAUUAAACAGCUGGCACAAAAUAAUAGGUCAAAAUAUAAGUGAAUAUUCAUAAAAAACAUGGCAAGUAGCCAAGAUAUACUCAAAAUAUGAACAAAGAAUGAAAUUAUAACAAAAUCAA